Molecule: messenger RNA, 1769 nt
Organism: Paramecium primaurelia
Lineage: Eukaryota; Ciliophora; Oligohymenophorea; Peniculida; Parameciidae
Source: the annotation of a GenBank genome assembly
AUGGUUUAAUUAAAAUUGCUAUAUGGAAAUAUUUUUUAAUCAAAAUCUGAUUAUUUAGAUAUUCAACUUGCAGGAUUUUAAAUAUUUAAUUGUCCUGAUUUUAAUAAUCUGUAAAUAAGUUGUCAUCCAACAUGCAAAGAAUGUGAUGGUCCAACAAAAGAUGAUUGCUUAUCAUGUUAUGAAUUUUCAAAUAGAAGAUAUAUAUCAGAAUUUAAAGUUUGUAUUUGUGAAUAUGGAACUAUUGAUUAGAAUAAUGAAUGCGUUAAUUAUUAAACAUUAUAACUAAAUAAGAUUGAAGUCUAGUAACUUGAAAAAUAAUGUCAGUAUGGUUUUUUUGAAAUUGAUGAUGAUUGUUAUCAAUGGUAUAAUUUAUUUAUUAUAUUUUAGUCCAUCAAGAAUUACAAUUGAUAUGAUAACAUGUUUAGAAUGUAUUUUAAAUCCAAAAUCAUGGAUUAAUACUCUCUUUUGUUAAACAUCCUACCUUGUUCAUCAAAAUGGAAGUGUUGCUAAAAAUUUUUCUUAUGAAAAUUUAUAAUACAUAUUCACAGGAGAUGAAUUGAAAUACUGUCCUAAUUGCGAUUUGAAUUUGAAAGCACCAUACGAUUUAAUUGAAGCAUCAUUAAUAUUUAAAAAUUUCUGCACUGCCAGUUAAUCAAUAAACGAUGGUUGUUAUUUUUGUCAGGAUGAAUGUGAAAGAUGUGCAAUAUUACCAACAAAUGAAUUAUGUUUAGAUAGGACUCCAAAUGUUAGUUUUGGUAAUAAAACUUGUUAUGCUCCAAAUUAUUUAAAUUUUUAUAAGAAGUGUGUAAGUUGUGAACUAGAAAAUUGCUUAUAUUGCUUUGAUUAUUUAGCUAGUGAUCCAACAAAAUCUACACUUGAAAGUUUAGAAAAUUUUUCACUUAACGAUGAAGAGAUAAAAAUAGGAUGCGCUUAGUGUAUAGAAGGGUAUAUCUUUGAAUUUAAAACAUCAACUUGUAUCAACUAAAAACCAAUAUAAUAAAAUUGCCUUAGAUCUUAUAUUAAUUUUGAUGAUAGAGAAAUUUGCACACUAUCAAAUGAUUUCUCUAUAUCUUUAGAAAAAAUAAAUUGCCAAGACCUUAUUCUACAUUGUAAACAAUGUAUCAAAACUAUAUAAACAACAGUAAAAUGUUUAAUUUGUGAGGAUGGUUAUAUUGUGUCUUCUAUAACAGGAGUUUGUAGUAUUUGUCCUAUUGUUAAUUCAAAAUAAUGCUAAGAAGAUAAUUUAUUAGAACCAGGGAAAUGGAAAUUUCAAGGCUUUAUAAUUUAAUUCUUGCCACCUAAAACUAGAAUAAAUUAUGAUUUAUCUAGAUCAUCCUCAAUAGUAAUUGAGUGUCUUCAAGGAUAUCGAAUUUUAGAAAACGAAUGUUAACAAUAUUGCGAUGAAUUUUGUUCAGUGUGCGAAACAGAAAAAAUUACACAUUCUUCCACAUUUUAUUGUUCUUAAUGCAAGAGAAAUUAUUAUAAAGAAUUAAUUAGAGUAUAAGCUGAUAGAUAAUGCAUAGAAUGCCCUUCAUUAUGUUAAGUUUGCUAGAAAAGACCUACUGAUGAAAUUAAUGUAUGAGAAAUAAUUAUAAUAGCAAAUAAAUCCUUAUUAUAUAUAAGAUGCAGAAAACUCAAUUUAUACAUAAAGGUGCAUCUAAAAAGUUCCAUUUGACAAAAAUAUUCAUAUUGAUCCAAUGUUAGCAAUUGCUUAAUAUUGUUAUUAAGAUAAUUGUAAUUACAAAUUAGAAUUUUCUUAUGUAUUAUGA